UGCAGACUGGAGACUCUCAGGAUCAAUGACGAGCCAAUCAGAGCCAAGAUACAGAAGAACUGUGACUCCGAUGUGGAACAGGAAGUGAAGACAGACAGAAAGGCUCCUGAAUCCUUCUCACCUGAACACACAACUGAGUCUUCAUACAGGUUCAGGUGUCCUGGUCCAGGUAUGUUCCAGUGUGCUUCGACUGGCCUGGUGUUCGUCAUGGCUCAGGAGGCGGAGCUUCUGUACAGGGUGGCCACUUGGGAUGAGAGCCUCCUCCAAUCAGCUGGCAAGCAGGCAGCAGGGCCGCUGUUCGACGUGAAGAGUUCUGAUGAAGCUGCCGUCUGCCAGCUCCACCUGCCACACAGCGAGACAGAGGAUGCGCUGCUCCUGGACGGCCUGUUGUCUGUCGUCCACAUCACUGAUGAAGGCCUGAGCAUCUUGGAGCCGCUGGAGGUCACACACACUCACGUGGUGGUGAAGGUGCUUCACCUCUCUUCCUUUGGCCUUAUCAUCGAUAAAUUGAGAAGGCUUCUGAAGUGGCGAAUAAAGGGCAAAAUUCUGCUGUUCCUACGACCCCCGGGCAGAGUGGAACAAAUACUGGAUGUAUUUCUGCUGCAGAACAACGUCCUUGAGGAGGAGGUUGUUAAACACAGACGUGCUGUGAACAUCCCAAUCUCCUCCGACUGUGAGCUGGACAUUGAUCACAGUUACAGUGUGCACUGUGAACCUGAGGGCUUCUUCAUUCAGCCUGAGAGUAAAACAUUUGAUUCCAGGUUUGGACCAAACUACUACCCGGCAUUUCUAGUUUCCCUGACGACGAGCACAGAGAGAGUGGUUUUGAAGGUCAAGGACCAAGGUGGAAACGUAGUCUGGUAUUGUCGCGUGUCACUGGAAGAUCCAAGGAAGGAAUUGUCCCAGAGAAAUGUCCCAGCAGAGAGCAGAGUCCAAGCAGAGAACAGAGUCCCAGCAGAGAGCAGAGUCCCAGCAGAGAGCAGAGUCCCAGCAGUGAGCAGAGUCCCAGCAGAGAUCAGAGUCCCAGCAGAGAGCAGAGUCCCAGCAGAGAUCAGAGUCCCAGUAGUCGAGUGGCUGUUCUCAGUUCGGACAGAGUUCAUUCGAAGAGUGACUCCAACUCUCCUGAAUGACCUUCUGGAUAAACUCUUUGAGUCUGGAGUCAUCAAUGAAUCUGAAAUGACGUCGGCCAGAACCAAACCCCAAAAUGAUGGAGCACGAGAGGUGGUGGACGCGGUGCGAAGAAAAGGAGCUGCAGCCAGCAGGGUUCUGAUCAAUGCUCUCCGUGAGCUGGACCCGUAUCUUUAUGAAGACCUCAACUUGAGCUGAGGAAAAACCUUGUGGAGUGUGUGUGACAGUUGAAGUCCUAGUCCUCUGUUUUGUACCUGUACAUUUUACAUGACCUCUUGUCCUUGAAGGUAACACAGAGCAGCUACCCGUAUCGGCCUUCCUUUGGUGUUAUCUUGAGUUUUUUUCAAGUACAUGUUUACUUUAUUACAUACAAUACUUUAAUUUACCACCAUCCAUUGCAUCCUUUCACAUUUUUGUCAGGCAUAGGAGCCGGGUUAUGACAAAAAUAAGGGCUUGUUCUUAUUUUACCAAUUGGUACUGACUGCUGGGUAAGAUUUGGGAUUUUGGGGCAUUUGGUACCUAGGCAUGCGAUUUGGAGUUUUAUUUGUGUUGUAUUAUCAAACUGCAAAAACCUGUACCUGUUUGUGCUGGUGAAUGUAAAUAUAAUAUACUUUGGUAGUGAAUUAAACCCAGUGGUGUUCAGUAACUAAGUACAUUUACUCAAAUACUGUACUUAAGUACAAUUCUGAAGUACUUAUACUUUACUUGAGUAUCUCAAUAUUUUUGCUACUUUGUACUUACCCAGUGGCGGCUGGCCCAUAGGGGGCGAUAGGGCGCCGCCCUCCCUAAACCCAAGCCCCCAGGAAGUCCUCCGGACUCUGUGCCCAAAAUUCCUUGUGUCCAAACGGCGGUACUGCAACUUCCGUAUCAGGCCGUGACGUCACCCGGCCCAACAUUUUUUUUUUCCAUUGACUAA
This is a messenger RNA of Trematomus bernacchii (emerald rockcod), 2044 nucleotides long. Its product is annotated as NACHT, LRR and PYD domains-containing protein 1-like. The transcript is spliced from 9 exons. The record is from RefSeq and is a predicted model, not a curated record. Bases 172 to 1326 code for a protein of 384 amino acids. NCBI's taxonomy places the organism in Eukaryota, Metazoa, Chordata, Actinopteri, Perciformes, Nototheniidae. Gene Ontology annotation, biological process: regulation of apoptotic process.